Phanerochaete carnosa HHB-10118-sp is the source of this 1722-nucleotide messenger RNA. RefSeq lists its product as uncharacterized. Gene Ontology annotation, molecular function: pyridoxal phosphate binding; serine C-palmitoyltransferase activity. The transcript is spliced from 6 exons. Gene Ontology annotation, cellular component: endoplasmic reticulum. The coding region runs from base 20 to 1648 and encodes 542 amino acids. The record is from RefSeq and is a predicted model, not a curated record. Gene Ontology annotation, biological process: ceramide biosynthetic process; sphingosine biosynthetic process. NCBI's taxonomy places the organism in Eukaryota, Fungi, Basidiomycota, Agaricomycetes, Polyporales, Phanerochaetaceae.
ACCAUCUCGUCGUGGCACAAUGAACACGACCACGACGGCCCUAGAGCCUUUGUUCACGCUCCUUUCUCAAUCCUAUACUACCCUUGAGACGACCUUCUCCAAGAUACCCGGUUCUGCUGUUGUUGCUCGUUAUGUCAGGUCUUCACAUCAGAACGAUCCCGGCCGCACUCUCCUCGAGGUCAUCCUAAUCCUCUUCGCGAUCCGGACGUUGUUACAGUCACGAACACGUGCGGAUAACUCAGGGAAACACUUCAUUAAAUUUGACGAGAAAGAAGUUGACGAGCUGGUUGACGAAUGGACUCCAGAACCUCUGGGUGCACCUCUUGAUGAGCGGGAGCAGGCAGAGAUCGACAACUCUCCGGUAAUUGUUGGACCAGUCGGACCCAAGCCUAAGCUCUCGAACGGAAAGACGGUUACGAAUCUCGCCAGUUACAACUUUACUGGUCUUGCUGGUAACGAGACCAUCAAAGAACGCUCUAUCGACGCUCUAGUGAAGUAUGGUCUUGGAAGUUGUGGGCCUCCAGGUUUCUAUGGCACUCAAGACGUUCACAUGCAAUUGGAGAAAGACAUCGCGGACUUCUUGGGUACCGAGGCCGCUAUCAUUUACGCUCAAGCCUUUUCAACCAUCUCCUCCGUUAUCCCGGCCUUCUGUAAACGUGGAGACAUCAUCAUCGCUGACCGUGGAGUCAACUUCGCUAUCCAGAAAGGCUUACAAAUUUCUCGUUCGACUAUUAGGUGGUAUGACCAUAACGACUUGAAGAGCUUGGAACAGGUGCUGGAGAGUACGGAGAAGGAGAGACGUAAGAAGAAAGGUCCGCUCACGCGCCGUUUCAUCGUCACGGAGGGUAUCUUCGAUCACGACGGGGCUAUGUCUGAUUUGCCUAAACUCGUUGAGCUCAAGCAGAAAUACAAGUAUCGUCUUAUUUUGGACGAGAGUGUUUCUUUCGGCAGUAUCGGCAGGACAGGACGCGGCUUAACUGAGCUCUACAACGUUCCGGCGUCACAAGUGGAUAUGCUUGUCGGCUCCCUUGCGAAUGGCUUGACUGCUUGUGGUGGUUUCUGUGCUGGUUCGCACAUCGUUGUCAAUCACCAGCGUAUCAACGGCACCUCAUUUGUGUUCUCUGCCGCCAUGCCGCCAUUGCUCAGCGUGGCUGCCUCGGAGGGGAUCAACAUUCUGCGCAGCACACCGUCUAUCCUCAGCACUCUGCAAGAGAAUAUCCGCGCUAUCCGCUCGAUACUGGAUAGGGUAGACUGCAUUGCGAUCCCUGCACACCCUGCUUCACCGAUGAUUCACUUGUAUGUCCGCCUACCAUCACCGACGCACCUGUUGCCCUCCGCUGCUCUUGCGUCACCUGCAUUGAGUUCCGCAUCAGGGAGACUUUCCAAUCCCUCGUCGCCCCACCCGCGAGACCCCGAGAUCUUCGACUGUGACCUGGAGGAUGGGAUUCUGCAAGAUAUCGUUGACGAGGUGCUGGCGCAGGGCGUGAUGGUCACUCGUGCGAAGCGUCUUCGGGGCCAGGAGCUGACGGAAGUGCGCCCGAGCAUAAGACUUGCCGCCACGUCUGCUCUCAGCAAGAAAGACUGCGAGAAAGCUGCGAGCGUGGUCAAAACUGCCUUCAUCAAGGUUGUAGGCAGGCAUCGUAAAUGAACUAAUGUUUCCUCUUGGUUUGUUAGUGACAUAAUACUGUAAUGUUAUUGUAAUGCAGGGGUUUAAUGAUUCGC